This is a messenger RNA of Erpetoichthys calabaricus (reedfish), 5982 nucleotides long. It is a transcript of the gene pik3r5, whose product is annotated as phosphoinositide-3-kinase, regulatory subunit 5. Gene Ontology annotation, cellular component: phosphatidylinositol 3-kinase complex, class IB. Gene Ontology annotation, molecular function: 1-phosphatidylinositol-3-kinase regulator activity. The record is from RefSeq and is a predicted model, not a curated record. NCBI's taxonomy places the organism in Eukaryota, Metazoa, Chordata, Cladistia, Polypteriformes, Polypteridae. Gene Ontology annotation, biological process: G protein-coupled receptor signaling pathway; positive regulation of MAP kinase activity.
UCUCAUUCAGUUCCUGUUUGUAGCUCUUAGCUUUCUGUAAAGGCAGACGCCGUGCCUACAGCUGAACGUUCUGGCUGACUCUCGGAAUCUGUUUGGGUGAAGGAUGCCCUCUCAGCUCCUACUUGUGUGUACACACGUGUGCACGGGAUUCUGCACCUUGCUCUGAGAACUCUCAUCUUGAAGAACAAUGGUGGACCGUGUGGCAAACUCUUUAGAGUCUCAGGAAAUGAUCUAAGAUGCAGCACACCUCUUGCACUGAGGACCGCAUCCAUCAUGCCCUGGAGAGAUGCCUGCAUGGCCUCGGCAGAGCAGCUUCGCUUGCAGAGUCCUGGACUGUACUGAACUCCAUAGCCACCCUGUGUAUGAAUCGCUGGAGCCUGGAGGAGCUGGUCAGCAGAGACCCCGAAAACUUUCUCAUUCUGCUCCAGCAGAUAUUGAAGAGAGCCAAAGAGAUCCAGGACACCUGUGAGUAUAAGCUAGUCAUCCCAUUGAACCUGAUGUUCUUCUCCACUCUUCUGCGGACACCCUUCUUUCCCUGGGAUGGACAGCUUCUCAGAGAGGCCUACCAUGUCUUCUACGGUUUCCUUACAUGGCCUGAGCCAUACUGCAGCGUCAGCCAAGACUUGCUGACUAUCAUCCAGGAGGAAAUGAAGGCUCCAGGAAUCUCCUACCACAGGCUUGUCCGAGAGGAACAGGGCUUGACCACGAACAGUUGUCACAACAAAACCAUAACGGUUCUGCUGAUGAACAUGGACGACAUCCCCAGUGAGUUCCAGGUAGUAACGGAGCAGCUGAGCAGCAUCACCUAUUCCAAAGCGGACAGUUACAUCACUCUUAUUCAGCAUGCCUUCCAGAGCGUCUUUGGGAACAGGAUCUCUCUCAGACAAAUGAAGAAGGAGCUGGAGUCAAAGACUUUAGAGGAGCUGUCCCGUUUUUUUAUGGAGGUCAGCGAAGUUCUGGAAACAGCAGCAGGCUGGCCUGAUUAUAUGAAUGCGAGACAACUUGUGGAGACCAAACUGGAGCAGCUGAGUGCGGAGAUGGGCAUUGAGGUGCUCAAUAGCUGUGCCAUGGAAGGUCUCAAAUCAAGACACACAUUACAGACUAUCCAGUUACCAGUGGCCAAAUGCCUCAAGUAUCAUUGGGAUAAGGAUAACUUCGACGUAUUAAAUGAAAUACUCUUAAAUGAGUGUAAUGUUCCCUCAACAAAUUCUGCACAGCCUGAUGUAGAAGAUGAUGUGGACAAUGACCAAGAGGACAUUGAGGAGGAUGUGGAAAUGACUUGCAUUGAUCACCGGGCUUCCACCAUCUCAACCUAUUCCACUGUAUCCACAGCUUCCAAGGACUCUAUGUUCUCCACGUAUUCUAUUGCCUCCAACCACUCGGCACCUUCUAUAUCAUCGUUUGCUUCAGGAGUAGACAGUGACUUUUGUGAAGACACCGAUGAGGAAACUCGACAUGAGAGACAAACAAAGAACAAGCCCACAUUGACCCGCCGUUUGUCCAGGCUCUUCAAACACCGGAGAAGCACAACCUUACGGCGGACUGAGAGUUUGGGGAACCCCGAGUCCAGAAACUCAUUACCUUUCAAGUCACAAAGGUCCAACUCUUUACCGCAGCAGGUGCGCCUGCAAAGUGCAGAGCGGCAGUUCCUGCGUAACGCCUUCUACCGCAGGAGGCCUUUUCUUAGUUGUGAUGAAGAAAGCAAGACCACUAGGGUGCGGGUGGUUGUGUUUGGCGCUGACCAGAUUUCGGGAAAAAUUGCCAGGGCCUACAGUAACCUCAGACUGCAAGAGAGCAGCUGCCCUCAUCUUACCAGGUACUUUAAACUGCAGUUCUUCUAUGUGCCCGUCAAGAGAAGCCUGGGCAUUUCCCCUCUGGGGCAGCCAUCCAUGCCUUCCAAUUUAUCAGACAGUCCUUCCAAAUCUGCAGCCCAGUUGGAGUCCAGCCUGACACUUCCAGAAGACAGCACCAAUGACAUCGCCCACUAUAUUGGUGCCCUGGACCCCUGGUACAACUGCAACGUUCUAAGCUUGCUGAACUUACCCACUGAUGUUCUUUGCCAGCAGGCAUCCAAGCCUGAAGCAGUGUGCCAAAAUGGUUCCAAGGAGAAGCUUCCUAUUUUGGCAGAUAUGGUCCUGUAUUACUGCAGACAUGCCACUCGUGCUGUUCUGGUUCAGCUGUACCAGGCUGAGUUAACUCUGGCUGGUGGGGAGAAGAGGAGGGAGGUGUUCAUCCAUUCACUGGAACUUGGCCACACCGCAGGAAUCCGUGCAAUUAAAGCUUCAGGUCCUGGAUCCAAGCGCUUUGGAAUCGAUGGCGAUCGGGAGGCUGUCCCAUUAACACUACACAUUGUCUACAGUAAAGUGGCAGUCAGUGGCCGGAGUCAAUGCAUCACAGUGGAUAAGGUGUGCACCUCCAUAAACUUCACCAAAGCUUGCAGACGGCCGGAGGAGCUGGAUUCCAAAAUGGAGUGCCUUCAGCUUACCAUGAUGGAAGUCAUCAAAAGACAAAACUCCAAGUCCAAGAUGGGUUACAAUCAGCAAAUCCAUGCCAGUCAAGUGAAAGUGGACAAGGUUCAAGUGGUAGGGGGCAGCAAUACUACAUUUGCCGUUUGUUUCGACCAGGAUGAGAAGAAGAUUGUGCAGAGCGUGACACAAUGCGAGGUGUCGGUGUGCUACAAGCCAGAAAGCAGCAUCAAUUGGAGGGACCGCAAGCCCCCGCCUCUCCAGAUGCAGUUCCAGCAGUCGGACGUCUGCUCCCUCCUCUGCCUCCCUAUCUCCACUUUCAGUGGAGCACUCUUCUGAAGAGACCAGAGUCUCGUGGUACUUUGUUCUCGUAGUGGAGCAAGGUGGAUUUUAGAUUUACUCUGCACAGGUGGGUGGCGGGGCUAACUGUUUGUCCUGACACAUUCAUGCACUUGCUUAAAUGGAGCCUCAAGUCGCCACUCUCAGCUAGCAUACCCAGUCUUUGAAUUGGACCUUCUUCCUUUUCACUGGGCACCAUCACUUUGUAUCACUUUUUAUUCUUCCUGUAUCUCCUGCUCACAUUGAGCACGUUGGAGAAAGAAAAUCAGUGCUAAAGUUUUGGACGAUCUCCAUCCUUGGGGUUCUCCAUGGAUGAUAAGUGAGGACAGUUAAACCACAGAGCAUAUACUGGGUUUUGUUACAGCCGACCCUUUCUGAAUUUCUCCACCUUGUUUGUAAAAUCAGAAGUAGUUUUUGAACUCGGCCCACCCUUCAAUGUCUUUUGGCCACAAUCUUUGGCAAAGCACUCUUUAACUCCUUUCUUGAUAAAGCCUCUCGUACUUUUCGUCUUUAUGGAAAUCCUCACCUGUUGUGCAGUUUUAACUAAAUUCAUAAGCAUGCGUCCUGAAAUGCCAAAUGUUCACUCACUAUGUUCAAUGUCCAGUUAGACCCAACUUCCAUUACUACUGUGAAAGAAUUCAUGAAAGGUCGCUGGUUCCUGAAGCACUGAGGCAGAGACGUCACAUGAGAAGAUGAUACUCGGGAGAUCACGUCAAGUACGUUGACUGGAUGCGAUAGACAAGUGUGUUAAAGCGAAACCUGUUCACUGUCUCAUGGGAUGCUGUAGAAACGCGCAUUCUGAUUUCAGAGACACAAGGAGCCUAGUUAAGAGGAAAUUUCAAUAGGACACUUUGGUUGGAAUGAAAACCAGCAGCCAUCACCAUUCUCCAGCAAUGGAGCCCGAAUCCCCCCUGAGUUAAGUCAAGGCAGGUCACAGGACCUCCCCAAGCCUAACUUUGUACAGCAUCAUAUGUCUCACCGAGACUUCUGAAAGUCUCCUUGCACACCACCUGCCACCACGGGUUGGGUGAUGUUUCAUGAUGUAUCAUUUGUUAUGAAACUGAUAUACUCGGCACUUCACUUCAGUGGUGAAAUGAGCUAAACUAAACGAUCCAUCCAUUAGCUAUUGUAUGUGCUAAUUAUCUUCAGGAAACUGUAGGAGAUAAUGUCCACUCCAUGCUUUCUGGGUGGAGUUUUCCCCUUCUUCCUGUUUUUCCCUUCCCCAAUCCCAUGGACUUAUUGUGACCCAAAAAUUACAAUUACUAAAAUGCAAGUCAUGAUAAUCAAUCCAAUAUGAAUGUGCACUGUAAACGACUGGCAACCCGUCCAGGGUGGUUCCUUCCUUGUACCCACUGCUGCCAUUAUGCAGUGGCAAGGAAACGUAUGUGAACCCUUUGGAAUUGCCUGGUAUUCUGCAUUAACUGGUGAUAACUUGUGGUCUGAUCUUCAUCGAAGUCACCAGUAUAGACAGACACACUAUAAUUAAGCUAAUAACGCACACACCAUUAUAAUUCUUCCUGUCUUUGUUGAACACACAAUUCAAUUAUUCACAGCGUGCUGUGGAAAAACUAAGUGAACCCUUGGAUUUAAUAACUGGUUGAACGUCGUUUGGCAGCAAUCACCUCAGACUAGCACUUCUGGUAGCUGUGGAUCAGACUUGCAUGACGUUCAGGAGGAAUUUUGGACCUUUCUUCCUUACAGUACCUUUUACAGCUCGGCCAUAUUUUUAGGACAUCUGGCUUGAGCCAGGUUUUAUUUAUUUUAUCGAAAUAAGUCCUCUGCAUCUUGACGCCUGACAUUCAGCCUGCUUUACCAGUCAAGAGUGUAUGUACUUGUAAGCCACGCCUCCAAGCUCAUGCUAUUGGUUGGUCUCCAGGUUUGCGCACACCUGACUCCUUCAUUGGCCUGAGGGUUCACAGACUUUUUCCAACUUGGACUGUGAAUGUCUGAGUGAUGUAUUCAAUAUGUACAAGAUAAUGCGCUGAUUUGUGUGUUAUUAGCUAAAACAGGCUGUUUUUGCUCGUUAGAUGGAGAUCAGGCCAUAUUGUAAGACACUUUUACACAUACGUACUUUUUCUUAACCGCUAUAGGCUCGUCACCCUAAAUAUAAGUGACUUUGAUAAUGAAUGGAUGGAUUAUGUUUAAUAAAUAUUCCACUAUGGUUAAAAUGGACAAAUCAGUGUCCGCUUCAGUGGGCUGUGUAAUGUUAGCUUGGGUCCUGCCUUGCCCCCCAAGAUCCGCUUUGUGGCCCUAAACAAACACUAAGCGGAUUAUUAACGAAAGUGGGGAAAAUGGAAAAUGCCUGAAUUUAACGCACAUAAUUCAUCAGAUGUUUAUCCGUCUGUCGUUGGCCAUCUAACACUGUGUCGUGACGUGCAAUAACUUAACGUGUUUUGUUUUUGUUUUUUAUUAAGUUUUAUUUAUUUUAUCGAAAUAAGUCCUCUGCAUCUCGACGCUUUAUGAUCUGCCUACCGCUGUUAACAUUAUUAUUUUUUUAAUAUACGCUGUACAGUCCCAUGCAUCCCUGCUUGAGGCCAUCUGUUAGGGUUAGACGACGCAGUUCGGUCUCCACUUCCCUGACUCUUCAGUCGGUACAGCAUACAAGGUCAUGAACGGGGAAAGCGGAGAAAAUGGCGGCCGUCUGACGCGCACGCUUACUGAAAAGCACCGACAGGCCUUGUCGCCACUUCCCCUGCUGCCUUUUUUUUUUGUUUUAACUUUGCAAAGUCUCCCACAAUGUCAUGAGUGGUAUGUGAUGCCUAACUGGGCUACUAGAGCGAUGAGGUCAGUGCCAAGCGAAAGAACACCAACCUGGUAUCAAAUGAAGCGGCUUUGGGAUGUCAUCACAGAGCUGUGGGAAAAAAAACAAGUGAACCCUUGGAUUUAACAGCUGGUUCAACGUCCUUUGGCAGCAGUCACAACUCUACGCUGUUAUGCCAGUGGUCUUAAUUACAACCUCGGCCUCUUUUAGGAGGACAGCCUGAUGAAGUUGACACCCAAACGCCAGCUUAGGUUCAGCCUCUGUCGAUCACUCAUCUAUAUGAAAGAGUUUGUACUUUAUUGCUUGUAUCAUAAUGUACAUAUUUAAUAAAUAAAAAUCUAUUUUAUGUAUUUUUAAACACCUUUGUGAUAAGACUUUCACUUGCAAAUUGCACUAAUAAAACAAGUUGUCUCCUCA